Molecule: messenger RNA, 2573 nt
Organism: Clupea harengus (Atlantic herring)
Lineage: Eukaryota; Metazoa; Chordata; Actinopteri; Clupeiformes; Clupeidae
Biological process (GO): tRNA 5'-leader removal
Cellular component (GO): ribonuclease MRP complex
Molecular function (GO): RNA binding
Source: RefSeq, a predicted model, not a curated record
CCCUGCAGUGCCUCCGAAGAGAGAGCACGACCAGCAGGACAGAGUAACUUAAGGACCACAGACUGUGCCCUGCAGUGCCCCGAAGAGAGAGCACGACCAGCAGGAGAGAGUAACUUAAGGACCAGACGACCAGCAGGAGAGAGUAACUUAAGGACCACAGACUGUGCCCUGCAUGGUUCAGGAGUGAGUACGGCCAGCAGGAGUGAGUAACGUAAGAAAAAACCUCUGAUUCAAACAGUUUUUAAAGACUUUGUGACAGCUGCCACAGCCCACCAGCAGUGCACGGGAGAACCACAGAAGAGCAAGUUCUCAUAGAGCAUCUGAAUGCUGCUCCAACUCUUUCAUAUUCAUAGUCAAGUUAUGUUGAGGAGGGCUUUUGGUAAUUGGGAUAUUUGGUACGUCUGCGACUGAAACUAAAUACAAAUCUGAACCUUAAAAAACGCUUGGAAGGAGAGAUAAACUGGAACAGUUUUGCCAGUUUCAUCCAUCAGCUUCAGAGUACUUCCUCUGCCUGUCUGUGUGUGUGUGUGUGUGUGUGUGUGUGUGUGUGAUGGCUGCCCCCUCCAAAUGGAAAUUGAAAUAUCCUUCAAAGGCAGUGGCGCUGACAAACUGCUGAUCCUCAGCACAUUUUUCUUUUGUUGAAUUUGUUCCUGUCAGAACCUCAUUUUUCAUGUGGACUCAAGUCAUUUCCACGCAGCGCGCUUCCAUCACACGCCUCCUUUGAUCUCCAUGCAAAUACAGCGCUGGGAUAAAUGACAGGAAACCGAACGACACUCAGAGCCGGGACCAGGCAAGGCCAGUAGCCCACCUUAAGAAGGAGGCAGUGCUUUUAAAGGGCAGGGUGGGAGAGUGAUUCCUGUUUUGUGUACGUAGGUAUCUUGUUAUUUAAGAAUCUGGGAAACACACAAUGUCUUUAACUGGACAGAAGGAUUGCGUCUGUAAAGUGCCAUCUGGACGCUACGUGUCGGCGAGUCAGAGUAGCCCCACACCCGCCUGGGCCACGCUGCCCCCCUGCUCCUCGCUGAAGCCGGCGCGGAGCGGGUUCAGGAAGGUGAGCAGCGCGGGAGAAGCGGGCCCGUGCCCCAUCCCGGGCCUGGCGGAGGGGGUGCUGGAGAUGAGGGUGAGGGAGGGCAGCAAGAUUCGGAACCUUCUGGGCUUCGCCAUGGCCCGCAUGCAGGGUGGGGUCCAACAUGGCGGCCGGACCGCGCUCAGCCAGGUCCUGUUCACCGGGUCGGGCCGCGCCAUCACCAAAACCAUCACCUGCGCCGAGAUCAUGAAGAGGCAGAUCCGCGGGCUGCACCAGGUGUCCAAGCUCCAGCACUGCACCGUCAGGGAGGAGUGGGAGGGCGGGGACAGCAUCGGCUCCAGGAUGACCAUUCACAGAAUGGUGCCAGCCAUCUGCAUCCUCCUGUCCAAGGAGGCCCUGGACCCCCGCGAGCCUGGAUACCAGCCUCCAGAGGAACAACACUCUUCAUCUGACCCCCGCGAGCCUGGAUACCAGCCUCCAGAGGAACAACACUCUUCAUCAGACCCCCGCGAGCCUGGAUACCAGCCUCCAGUGGAACUUCACUCUCCAUCUGACAACAGCAUGCCGGUAUAUCAGCCUCCAGAUAAACUUUAUACCUCAUCUCAACCCAGCCAGCCAGCAGAGCUGCUACACUCUCUAUCGGACCCCAGCCAGCCAGCAGAGCUGCUACACUCUCUAUCGGACCCCAGCCAGCCCGGAUGUCAGCCUCCAGAUGAACCACACUCUGCGACUAACCGCAGUAAGCUGGGAUACCAGACAUCAGCGGAGGCCUGCCCUCUCACUCACCCCCGUCAGCCAGAAGAGGAGCUUUACUCCCUAUCUGAGGAGAAGAGGAGUGCACACCACUGUGGAGUUUCCAGAAAGAGACCUCUCAGUCCCUGCUCUCCCUCCAGACAGGCAAAAGCCAAAAGCGCUCUGUUUGAGGAGGGGAACAUCUAGCUUUAUUUUAAUACAAAUUUGAACGUCACAGAUGCUCAGUCACAGAUGAUUUAAUAGCGGAACAUCCAGUUAGUGAAGAACUUUUGUCCUGUAUUGGUGCUACAUAAAUUCAUUUAUUUACUUUUUAUUUAUUGUUUGUUUGUGUACUACUGUGUGUGGGUCAGGUGGAAGUUCCACAUCAGACAUCACAAUUAGCUAGGCAGCAGGAGUAAUGCAGUGGGGCAGCAGGAGUAAUGCAGUGAUGCAGCAGGAGUAAUGCAGUGAUGCAGCAGGAGUAAUGCAGUGGGGGCAGACUGGAAUGUCAGGGAGAGAAAAGCUCAUUUAUUUGGUCUGGAUGGAUGGAUGGGUAGAGCAUGUCUGGCCUACUGAAAGCAUCUGAAGCUAGCAUCAUGUGGAGCAUCUCCAUACAAGGGAAAGGUUGUAGGCUGCAUUUGGUAUUUAGGCUGCACUUGUGUCCUUUCAUGUGCUGUGUUGUAGUCUGUUUUACUAAUGUUCAAUAAAGUUUGAUUACAAAGGCUGUUUUUAUUUGCACAGCAUACAGCCAUGUAAGUUACUGGUCUUGGCUAAGUUAUCACAUGUGUAGAAUGAGCAAAAGCGAAGUGGUGUA